Brenthis ino (lesser marbled fritillary) is the source of this 564-nucleotide messenger RNA. NCBI's taxonomy places the organism in Eukaryota, Metazoa, Arthropoda, Insecta, Lepidoptera, Nymphalidae. The record is from the annotation of a GenBank genome assembly.
AUGUACCGCUUAGCGUUUAUUGUUUUUGUCGCAUCAGUGUCUGCGAACUCGUGCCCAGAGGUCCAGCCUGUAGACAAUUUUAACAUUACCUCUUAUGGGCAAGGCAUAUGGUAUGAAGUCGCAAGAUACUCCAACUCCGGUGAAAAUAUUGGCGAAUGCGGUUCUGCUGAAUACAAAUUAGAUGGCAAUGAGAUAAAAGUAAAAAAUUUCCACGCUAUCAACAAGAAGGCUACAUAUGUCGAAGGAGUAGCAAAGCUUGCUGCAGAUGCUGGUAAAUCUGGAAAAGUGGACCUUAACCUGCCACAUGGAGCGGGCGGUGUCCUAAAUAAUAUUGUUUUAAAUAUUUUGGCAAUUGACUACAAUAGAUACCUAAUUGCCUAUUCUUGCAAAAUUGAUGAAGCUUCACAUCACCAGAUAGAAUCCGCCUGGAUCCUCUCUAGAUCUAAAAUUCUUUCAGAUGAGUCUAAGACCGCUGUUGACAAAUUUUUAAAGGAAUCCAAGAUUUUAAGCGCUGAUAAAUUCGUUUGGCCGAAAUUUAGCGAAGACGCCUGUAAAGUUGAUGCU